GAUCUAAACUCCUGGACAGAGUGGGGUCUUGUUGUUUGGUCACUAAUUCGUGUCCAUCCCCUUGUGACCUCAUGGACUGCAGCCUGCCAGGCUCCUCUGUCUUCCACUGUCUCGUGGGGUUUGCUCCAAUUCAUGUCUGUUUAGUCGGGGUCAGUUUCCCCCUUAGUCAUUGUCCUGUCCCUUCCCUAAUGGCUUGCUGUCUAAGCUGGAGGUGAUUCUAGAGUGACUCAGGGACACCCUGCACACCCCCAGAUUCUCUGGAAACGGCAAGGAGUGUAUAUAUACUCUGGCAACAGGCACCAGCGGGAAGGCAGAGUGUGGUAGUGGACCUGCCAGGGGGAGGGUUGACUUGAUUUCCCUGGUGUGGCCACGGAGACAGGGAGGCCGGGCUGUGCGAAGGGCCUGGGGUACGAGGCCCAGAGGUGCCUGGUCUCUUCUGCCUCUACCCCAUCCCCAGCUCAGCCCUGCAGUCUGGCCUUGAGCCAGCAGCAGGCUCAGCAGGUCCCUAGGGGUGUGGUGGCGGCUGGUGGUGGAGCCAGCCUACAUCAGCCAGGCAGUCAGUGAAGCAGCACAGUCCACCGGGAAAAGCUGAGUUCCACGGCUCCCAGAGCCUGGAGAGGCGGCGUGGCCAUGAGCCCUCUGCUCUACUACGCCCUGCCCGCCCUGGGCAGCUAUGUCAUGCUGUCCUUCUUCUUCCUGCGCCGACCUCGCCUGCUGCACACACCGUGGGUUCCAGCUUUCCGUCCCCACCUGGGGGCCCACCGUGGAGGGUCUGGAGAACGCCUGGAGAACACCAUGGAGGCCAUGGAGAACUCCAUGGCCCAGCGAGCGGACUUCCUGGAGCUCGACUGCCAGCUGACUCAGGAUGGUGUGGUGGUGGUGUCACACGACAAAAACCUGUCCCGCCAGACAGGUGUGAACAGGGACGUGGGCAGCCUGAACUUUGAGGACCUGCCCCUCUUAAAGGAAGAGCUAGAGGUCUACUUCUCACCAGGCCACUUUGCACGCGGGGCCGACCGGCACAUGGUGCGUCUGGAGGACUUGUUCCGGAGGUUCCCGAGGACGCCCAUGAGUGUGGAAGUCAAAGAGCGAAAUGAAGAGCUCAUUCACAAGAUAGCAUGCCUGGUGAGGCACUAUGACCGCAACGAAAUCACCAUCUGGGCCUCGGAGAAGAGUUCCAUCAUGAAGAAAUGCAAGGCUGCUAACCCUGAGAUGCCCACCUCCUUCACACUGAGCCGAGGGUUCUGGGUGCUGCUGUUCUAUUACCUGGGGCUGCUGCCCUUCAUCUCCAUCCCCGAGAAGUUCUUCAUGUGCUUCCUGCCGACCAUCAUCAACAGAGACUCUUCCAAAAGGAGUGGGGUGAGGCUGCUCGAAGGGUCACUACCACCCCACCCCUGUGACAGAGAGACCCAGGGGCUGACCACACCACCACCUCUCCACAGGACCUACUUCCCGUUUUCCCGCCCAGGGCUGAAUCAACUGGCGGCUGUGGUUGCCAAAUGGCUCAUCAUGAGGAAGAGUCUGAUCCAACACCUGCAGCAGCGAGGGGUGCAGGUGAGCAAGUGGUGGCUCACAGCAUGGGCCUGCUGGCUCUGCUUCUGACUGGCUGGGUCACUUGGCAGGUGGUAUUUUGGUGCCUUAAUGAAGAGUCAGACUUCGAAGCAGCCUUCAACCUGGGGGCCACUGGCGUCAUAACUGAUUACCCAACAGCCCUGAGGUGCUACCUGGACAGCCGUGGACCACCUGCCCUGGCCUCCUAACCUAGAGGUUCCUCAUCCUCUCCUCUGUUUCUCUUCUCCAAUAAAUAUAUUCUUCUCA
Molecule: messenger RNA, 1818 nt
Organism: Bubalus bubalis (water buffalo)
Lineage: Eukaryota; Metazoa; Chordata; Mammalia; Artiodactyla; Bovidae
Gene: GDPD3
Product: glycerophosphodiester phosphodiesterase domain containing 3
Exons: 10
Coding region: 631-1602 (323 amino acids)
Biological process (GO): glycerophospholipid catabolic process
Cellular component (GO): endoplasmic reticulum membrane
Molecular function (GO): phosphoric diester hydrolase activity; phosphatidylcholine lysophospholipase A1 activity
Source: RefSeq, a predicted model, not a curated record